Molecule: messenger RNA, 963 nt
Organism: Rhopalosiphum padi (bird cherry-oat aphid)
Lineage: Eukaryota; Metazoa; Arthropoda; Insecta; Hemiptera; Aphididae
Product: zinc finger protein 239-like
Exons: 1
Coding region: 1-963 (320 amino acids)
Biological process (GO): regulation of transcription by RNA polymerase II
Molecular function (GO): DNA-binding transcription factor activity; RNA polymerase II cis-regulatory region sequence-specific DNA binding
Source: RefSeq, a predicted model, not a curated record
AUGACAUUUACUCAGUACAGUCAUCUGCCGAUUCGUGGAUGGACAGAAACGAGAGAGAAACCCUAUCUGAACGACUUUUGUAAUCUGAGCAUUGUAACUAACAGCGAAUUGACGGUAAACCCGCGUACGUACAAAGAUGAAAAACCGUACCGAUGUGAUGUCUGUCAUAAGUCGUUUACUCAAAACAGCCAUCUGACUGUACACCAGCGAACGCAUACGGGUGAAAGACCGUACCGAUGUGAAGUUUGCAAUAAGUCGUUCUCUCAAAACAGCAAUCUGACUGUACACAAGCGAACGCAUACGGGUGAAAAACCCUACGCAUGUGAGAUAUGUGACAAGAAGUAUGUCAGUAAUAGUGCACUGACUGAACACCGGCGGAUACAUACCGGUGAAAAACCCUACGCAUGUGAGAUAUGUGACAAGAAGUUCAUCAAUAGUAGCAAACUGACUGUACACCAGCGGACGCAUACGGGUGAAAGACCGUACCGAUGUGAUGUCUGUCAUAAGUCGUUCAUUCAACACUGCCAUCUGACUAUACACAAGCGGACACAUACUGGUGAAAAACCGUACCGAUGUGAUGUUUGCAAUAAUUCGUUCACUCAAAACAGUCAACUGACAGUACACAAGCGGACGCAUACGGGUGAAAAACCCUACGCAUGUGAGAUAUGUGACAAGAAAUUUAUCAGUAAUAGCAAACUGACUGUACACCAGCGGACGCAUACGGGUGAAAGACCGUACGGAUGUGAUAUAUGCAAUAAGUCGUUCUCUCAAAGCUGCAAUCUGACCAGACACCAGAGAACGCACACGGGUGAAAGACCGUACCGAUGUGACGUGUGUGAUAUGGUAUUCUCUCGAAGAAUGUUACUGAAUAUACAUAGGCGGACGCAUACGGGUGAAAAAAAAAGCACAAGUGUAACAAAUGAUGUCAGUGGAAUGUCCUUGGGACAGUCCGACGAGUCAUAA